AUGUCUAAUAUAAUUGAUCAAAUUAAUACUGCAUUGGCAACAAUGUAUUCCAAUGUAUCACAAGAUGAAAAAAUGAAAGCAACUCAUUUUCUUGAAGAUUUUCAAAAAUCACAACUGGCAUGGGAAAUCAUAUUUCAAAUCUUAAAUGAUUCAACUUCAAAUUCAAAUUUACAAUUAAAAAUCUUUGCAUCACAGACAUUACGAUCAAAAAUCAUUUAUGAUUUAUCAUCACAAUUAUCAGAGACAAAUUAUCCCGAAUUUAAAGAUAAUUUAUUAUCUUUAAUUACGAAAUAUAAUUCACCUAAUGAAAAAUUAAUAAGAACUCAAUUAUCUAUUGCCUUAUCACAUUUCAGUUUACAAUACUUAAAUUGGAAGAAUGCAAUCAAUGAAAUUAUAGAUUCAUUAUCUUCUGAGUCUUAUUUACCUAUUUUAUUAGAAUUUUUGAAAAUUUUACCUGAGGAGUUGUCAGAUGUUAAGAAAACAAAUCUAACUGAUGAGGAGUAUAACACAAGGACACAGGAGUUGAUUACGAAUAAUAUCGAAUCUGUUUUAAUCAUAUUGAAGAAUUUAACUGAAGGUAAUAAAUCUCAUGAUUUAGUAUUAAAUUCUACUAUUUUAGAUUGUUUAAAUUCUUGGAUUAAAGAAUGUCCAAUAGAAUCAAUACUACAUAUUAAUUCACUCACCAAUUUAAUUUUUGAAAGUUUAACCAAUGAUAAAACAUUUGAUAGAUCAAUUGAAUGUUUAGUUACAAUUAUUUCCGAAACUAGAGAUAUUGAAAAUUAUGAAAUUAUAGAUGCAUUAUAUCAACAAAUUAUAAAAUUGAAUGAAUUUGUAAUUUCAAAUCCUGAUAAAUUGGAAGAUGGUGAAUUUGUAGAUGGAUUAACUAGAUUAUAUGUUACUUGUGGUGAAUCAUGGCAUGUAUUGAUAGGAAAAAAUCCAAAACAUUUUAAAUCAUUAGUUUCAAUAUUAUUAAAUUGUUGUAAAUACGAUGAAGAUUUAGAUAUUGUUCGGUAUACUUUCCAAUUUUGGAAUUUAUUGAAACAAUUAAUUACAUUACCAAAAUAUCACGAAGCAAGAAAUGAAUUUAAUGAUAUCUAUUCCCAAUUAAUACAAAUUAUAAUUAAACAUUUAACCUAUCCAAUUGUUGAAGUUUCUGAUUUAUUUCAAGGUGAUAAAGAACAAGAAGAUAAAUUUAAAGAAUUUAGAUAUGAAAUGGGUGAUGUUUUAAAAGAUUGUUGUUCUGUGAUUGGUGCUCAACAAGCUUUACAAAUUCCAUUUAAUCAAAUUCAAUCAAUUAUAUCUAAAUCAAAUGGACAUUGGCAAGAUCUAGAAAGUGCGUUGUUUUCAAUGAGAACGAUGGCAAAAGUAGUUAGCACAAAAGAAUCAAAAAUUUUACCUACGAUUAUGUCGUUUCUUGUUCAAUUACCAGAACAUCCAAAAGUAAGAUAUGCAGCAACAUUAGUAUUAGGAAGAUAUACUGAAUGGACAGCAAACAAUCCGCAAUUUUUAGAACCUCAAUUGAAUUAUAUUACAAAAGGGUUUGAAAUUGCAAAUGAUGAUAAAGAUAUAAUUUUGGCUACUUCUCAUGCAUUAAUGUAUUUUUGUCAAGAUUGUUCUAAAUUUUUAGUUAAUUAUUUAGAACAGUUAUAUAUGUUAUAUUCACAAGUUAAAUCAAAUAUAGAUUAUGCUUCAAAUUAUGAAUUAAUUGACGGAUUAGCACAUGUUGUAAAACAAGUACCGGAAGGAAAUCAAUAUGAAAUGUGCCAAAUGUUUUUAGAACCAAGUAUAGAUAAACUACAAGAAUUAAGCAUAAGUUCCCAAAAUGAAACAGUUAAUGUUUCAAUUGCUGAUGAAGUUGAAGUAAUAAGGUAUUUCAUUGAAGUGUUCAAAAUUAAUGAAUUUGAAAAAUCGGAGUAUCCAAUAGCUACAUUUUUCAUUAAAAAAAUAUGGCCAAUUUUAACUUCAUUAAUAACUAAAUUUGGUAUCAACUCCCUUAAAGUUUCCGAAAGAUGUCUUAAUCUUAUAAAGACAGCCAUAAUGUCAUUUAGUUCAUAUUUAAACGAUAUUCUCCCAACUAUUUUGAAUUUAUUACAUCAAGGAUAUAAAUUAAGUCCACAAUUUGGUUGUUAUUUAUGGGUUACUGGAGUAGUAAUUAGAAUAUAUGGAGAUGAAGAAUUUAACAACCCAGAAAUUUUAAAAGCAGUUUAUGAAUUUAGUUUAAUUCAAUGUGAUUUGUUUUUCAAUUAUAUUUUUAACCUAUCACAACAAGAAUUACAACAAUUACCAGAUUUGAUUGAGGAUUUCUUUCGAAUGAUUAAUGAUUAUUUAAUGUUUUUUCCAUUCCAAAUAAUACCAGACCACAACCUCCUUAACAAGAUUGUAAAAGCUUCAAAUUUGACAUUAAGUUCCUUAAAUGAAUUCAAUCCAAUUAUUUCGUGUAUUCAUUUUUUAAUUGAUCUCGUCUCUUGGGGAUUACCAAAUCCUCCAAUUUCAUUAUUUGAACAAAAAGAUACCACAGCUUUAAAGAGUUCAAUUCAACAAUUUUUAAUAUUGAAUAAUCAAGGCGGUGAAAUAUUAAGAAUUUUAAUAAAUGGAAUCAUUUUUAAAUUUCAUGAUGAUUUAUUACAAGAGGCAAAUGAUUUAUGUCUUAAGAUUUUGGUAGUUGUUCCUAAUCAUGAAGUUGUAAUCAAUUGGUUAAAGAAUAUUGUAUUACAAUUACCUAAUGUUAAUGAGGUUGAAAUUAAUAGAUUGAUUGAGACUGUUAAUGUUGCUUUAAUGAAUAAAGAUAAUCGAAGAGUAAGAGUUAGUUUAAGAGAUUUUAUAAGUUGGUAUAAAAGAAAGAAUGUAAAUAGAUCUGAAUUCUAA
This is a messenger RNA of Insectozyma verbasci, 2865 nucleotides long. The record is from the annotation of a GenBank genome assembly. Lineage: Eukaryota; Fungi; Ascomycota; Pichiomycetes; Serinales; Debaryomycetaceae.